AGUUCUGCGCCGGCCGGCCCACGGGACGGAUGUGCGUGCUGUGUUCAUGCAACUUUCUUCGUUACUACGAUUUUAAAAAUUCAUUCAUUUGUUAUUGUUGAAUGAAAGUUUAUUAAAACUAAACUUGUGGAUACAUUUAAUUUAAUGUUAAUGGUAUAAAGUGACGAUUUAUUUGAUACAGUGUGUGUUUAAUUUUUUUUUUUUGUGAAACUGCAACGUGUUUGGUUCAACGGACUGAGGUUUGAAAUGUAUGGGUGUUAAAACAUUAGUGUUAGUGUGGUGAUUAUGUUUAUUAGUGUACGGACUAUGGGGGCGUUUUCCCUUACCGUUCGUUGGUUAGCUGUAGUGCUCAUCGGUGCGGAAUGGCAGGUUCAUUCCCAGCUCAUUCAACCGAAUUCUGAAGUGGACAGUUCUUAUAACUUUUAUUAUGAACAACCGUGUUGUACGGGACCGGUGACUAAGAGCAAAUAUCACGUGAGGCAUAGAAGAGACCAUGUUCGUGAGUUCUCGUGCGGCACCCUGUACUACAGGACCUUCUUCGUGGACACGAAACGAGAUGCUCUCUAUGUUGGAGCAAUGGAUAGAUUGUAUCGACUUAACAUGAAUAACAUCAGUGCAUCACAUUGUGACAGAGAUGCAUUAAACUUAGAACCAAGUAACGUUGCGCAAUGUGUGUCGAAAGGAAAAUCAGAGCACUUCGAUUGCCGUAAUCACAUACGAGUGAUCCAACCGAUGGGAGAUGGCUCCCGUUUAUAUAUUUGCGGAACCAAUGCGCACAGCCCUAAAGACUGGGUACUAUAUUCGAAUCUGACACACCUGCCUCGGCACGAGUACGUGCCGGGGAUCGGUAUGGGCGUCGCCAAGUGUCCGUACGACCCCGCCGACAACUCCACCGCGCUGUGGGUGGAGAGAGGCAACCCGGGAUCCCUGCCCGCAUUGUACUCGGGAACUAACGCGGAAUUCACAAAGGCCGACACGGUCAUUUUUAGAACUGACCUGCACAACUUGACCACGGGACGCCGAGAAUUCUCCUUCAAACGGACACUUAAAUACGACUCCAAGUGGCUUGACAAACCAAACUUCGUCGGAUCAUUCGACGUGGGAGAAUACGUGUUAUUCUUUUUCCGGGAGACAGCGGUGGAAUACAUUAACUGCGGGAAAGCGGUGUACUCGAGGGUAGCCCGUGUGUGUAAGCGCGAUACUGGAGGGAAGAACAUAUUGAGCCAGAACUGGGCUACGUAUCUGAAAGCCAGACUCAACUGCAGCAUUCCCGGAGAGUUUCCAUUCUACUUCAAUGAAAUACAGAGCAUUUACAAAGUUCCCGGAGAUGACAGUCGCUUCUACGGAGUGUUUACUACCGCGUCAACUGGGCUUAUGGGAUCUGCUAUUUGCACAUUUACUAUCGGCGACAUCCAGAAGGCAUUUGAGGGGAAGUUCAAGGAACAGGCAACGUCCAGUUCAGCUUGGCUGCCGGUUAUAAGCAGUAGAGUGCCGGAACCGAGGCCUGGCACCUGCGUUAAUGAUACUUCGUCACUACCGGACACAGUUCUUAAUUUUAUUAGAUCUCAUCCAUUAAUGGACAGUGCGGUAUCUCACGAACACGAAAAGCCUAUAUAUUACAAAAGAGACUUAUUCUUCACGAGGCUGGUGGUAGACCGAGUGAAGGUUGACAUGAUGGGGCAUCAGUUGGAGUAUACCGUGUACUAUGCUGGCACAAAUGAAGGCAAAAUUCAUAAAAUCGUUCAGUGGACUCGGAACGGUGACAGCCAGUCAGCUUUACUUGACAUAUUCGACGUUACUCCUGGUGAACCUAUUCAGGCAAUGGCACUGUCGCGCACGCACGGCUCCCUCUACGCGGCGUCAGAUCGGCGAGUGCUACAGCUACGUCUGGCGCUGUGCGCGCGCCGCUACGACGCGUGCGUGCGGUGCGCGCGCGACCCCUAUUGCGGGUGGGACCGAGACGCAGGCGUUUGUAGAGAAUACAUGCCGGGGUUGAUACAAGACGUAGCUAAUGAAACGGCUGACAUCUGCGACUCGUCCAUAUCACGAAAGAGCGUAUCAGCGACGUGGGGCCAGAGCCUCCACCUGGGCAGCUUCGUGAAGAUGCCAGAAGUGCUGCAACCGAGAGCGGUGUCCUGGUACCACUAUUCGCGAGAGAAAGGACGGCAUCCAAUCACAUUUAAUAAACCAGAGAAAUAUAUAGAGACGUCAGAACAUGGGCUACUCAUAAUAUCUGUGAACGAGGCAGACGCAGGGCGCUACGACUGCUGGCUGGGCGGCUCUCUGCUGUGUUCUUACAAUAUAACUGUUGAUACACACAGAUGUUCACCACCUGAGAAAAGCAACGAGUAUCAGAAGAUUUAUUCAAACUGGUGUCACGAGUUUGAAAAAUAUAAAACCGCAAUGAAAACGUGGGAAAGAAAACAAGAGCAAUGCGCGCGACAAAACGACUCCAAUCAAAACACACAUCCGAAUGAGAUUGUGUGAUAGCUUCUAAACAUCGCCUAUCUCAUGUUCCAGUCCGUCACCCACUACGGUUCAAUCCCCGUACCUUACGUGUCUGCCGCUCUCAAAUAUUUAAAUGUGUUCACAUAAAACAGUUUAAUUCCAUCAAUAACAGAAGACGGACAUUGAGAACUCAUAAACUUCGUAAAGCUCAAAGUGUACACGACUGUACCGCAAUAUUUUUUCAUAAUGACAAUUGAUAAAAAUGCCGUUACCGUGUAACAUCAAGACAAUAAGUGUUUUUCGUUUCCCUGCAUAGAAAUCGUGCAACAUUUCAUCAUCGAACAUGAGAAGGUGAUAAAAAUUCAAAAUUUUUACGGACAAUUUUAAAAAUGGAACGAAGAGUUCCACAAAGCUUGUUGGUGAUGGCGUGUAAAGUUUAAACAUAAAUUUCAUGUUGUAAGUACGCUUCGUUAAGAGAGUAGUAAAAUUGUUAGUAUUUUGAAAUUUUCGUACUCGUGUGGUCGACGUGCCGCGCUUCAACUGCCUAAUGUGUGUACGUGGUAGUUAAACGAUCCUAUUACUUUAAGUUAUUUAUAUUUUGUCCUUUGUUGCAUUUAUUAUUUUAGUUAAUGUGCUGUAUUUUCAGUACAAGUGUUUUUUUAAAGACUAGAAAAAUAUCGGUAAAAAAUUGCAAGUAUAGGGAUAUUUAGAGAUUUGCUAAUAAUUAUUAUUAUUGUAUCAUCAGAACAGCACGUUAACAAAGACUCAACAACACGACGGAUGAAUUUUGAUCCUAUUUGUAAUUAAGUUUGUUAAAAGGAUCAAAACUCGUUGCCUUUUAACUAAUGAAGGAAUACGUAUAGCUGUUCUGUAAUUUGAAAUCUCCGAGGGUUGUGGGAGGGUCUGCCUCAUUAUUUUUCCCCUUAUUCGUGUAAAUAGUUACCUAAUUUCUCUAUCUACUUGUAAGUGUACGUAUAGAAUGCACGUCCCUAUAUAAUAAUAUAUUUUAAGCCUGUGAUAUAUAAGAAAUCGUAUAAAAUUAAGUGUUUAUUGGAAUGCAAUAAUGGCAAAUAAACUUGUUUAGACUAUGCAAUUAUUGAAAUGCCAUGUUUAUGUAUGGAAUAGAAGAAAUUUCCAUGUAGAUUUUGAUUUUAUAAUUUUGAAACAAGUAUAUUUAAAUUUUUUAUAACUCAGGCGAACUAUUGUAUAGUCUAUGCCAAGUUUUAAAGAUAUGUAUUGUAUAAGAAAUUGAAAUUUUAUAUUAAAAAUAAACUUAAUACAAUAAUUCAUAAAAUUCAAAACAUUCACUGCCAUAUUAUAUUGUACACAUAUUAUAUUAUAAGAUUUUGUUUUUUUUUUGUAAAAGAUCAAUACUCGAUGGAGACGACAAUUCCACAAUAAAUGUAUCACCACCAAUUCUAGUUAAUACCAUAACACGUAGCAUUUUGAUGCAAUAAAAAUUGUGUCGUCAAAAUAAAACAUAUAUAAUUGUCAUAAUAAUUAAUCAGAAUAAAAUAGACAAAGAACAUAAAUCAACAUAUACGUUUUUGUGGCUUUGUGACGGGACAAGAACUUCAUUAAUAUAGUCAUUUACACGUUUUGUAUAAAAUUCUGAAAACAAAAAUCACCUUUUCUGGCUAUUUCAUGCAUUUAAUCGAUUUUCACUAUGUAGACUAGGAACAUAAUUACGUAUACGUAGUUUCAUUGGUUGCUUUAUUGUCUUCUCCAUCUAGUUAAAUGAUUUCUUAAUUCUUUUCUCUAAAUCAAUCAAGUGAAUGUUAUGUUAAAAUAUGAAAUCUUCGUCAAACAAAUAUUUUAUAACAAAAUGAACACAUCAGCAAUAAAUUAUGACUAAAUAUAAAGGCUUGCUCACUGAAUAUACAUAGUGUAUCGGGACACGCGUAGUUAUUCAUUUUAUUCAAUAUCAUUUAGCGCCAAGCUUUCUUCAAAAUAUAUAAAGCGUGAUUAGUGACAUUUUCACUAUUGUGAACGCUUCUUUUGUGAUUGUUUAGCGAGUAAUUACGCCGAAGCUGCGUGUGUCCCGGUAUAAAAUUUAUACUAUAUAUUUACUUAUGUAUAAAUGUUAGUAUAUGAAUGUAGACGGUGUUUUAGAGGAUAAUUCUGCAUAUUUUUGUACAAAGAAAUUUGAUCUUAAAGUCGACCUAGAUGAUUCGUAAUAAAUAUAACAAUAUCAUCCUCACUGGUACCUUUUCGAUACUUCGAUUCCAUAUCAUAAAGUACUAAUUAAGAGCUUGUAAUAUACUAUUGUACUUACACCAUUACUAUUUAUAAAUAGCUAUUGAAUUUGAAUGACAAAAACGUUUUAUAAAAUUGUAAAAAUAUUUUUUCUAGAGAUUUAUUACGAACGCCAUAGAUGAAUAUAUUGUUCUUUCUAAAUCUACUCUCAUUUCCUUAAUCUCUUCACAGCUCAUUUUCUUAAAACUCAAACAUUGAAACCGGCCAUUUUGAAAUGUAUUUUAAUAUUCAGUACUCAUUUUCAUUAAAGUAAUUAGUUUCACGUACCGAAACUAUUCUUAUUGACGUUAAGGUUAGGUGAUUAGGUGCUUAAAAAUAUAUUAUUUUAUUUUAGCAAAUUACAUUAUAUAAUAUUUUCAAAUCUUUCAUAUCAUAAUGUACAUACAUUGAUCAAAAUAGAUAUAAUAAUAGAAAUAAAUCUGAGCUUUUUAAAUUAUGUAUCACUUAAGAUUCGGUACUUAAGUAUUUUAGUGAUUUUAAAACUAAAGAUAUUCCGACUGGGAUAAUCUUGCGCAAUAAUUAUAGCUAAAUACUUACUAUCUGUACUAAUCGAAUAGUUCUGUAAAUUUCACAUGUUACUAUACUGUAUUAAGAUAAAAUUCAAAAGUAGUUUAAGAUUUUAUAUAAUAAAUCUAU
Zerene cesonia (dogface butterfly) is the source of this 5340-nucleotide messenger RNA. It is a transcript of the gene Sema2a, whose product is annotated as semaphorin-2A-like. The record is from RefSeq and is a predicted model, not a curated record. Lineage: Eukaryota; Metazoa; Arthropoda; Insecta; Lepidoptera; Pieridae. Gene Ontology annotation, molecular function: semaphorin receptor binding; chemorepellent activity. Gene Ontology annotation, biological process: semaphorin-plexin signaling pathway; axon guidance; negative chemotaxis. The transcript has 16 exons. Bases 286 to 2487 code for a protein of 733 amino acids.